AUGAAUAGUAGCUUGGCCAGUUUUACAAAAAAUUUGGGUGAUAACCACCCAAUAACAAGCCAAUAUUUCAAAAAAUUAGAUUAUACAGAGAAGCAAUUAGCAUUAGUAUAUCGCAAAGGAGUUUAUCCCUAUGAUUAUAUUGAUUCUCAUGAUAGGUUUCAGGAGACAGAACUUCCUUCCAUUCAUGAAUUUUAUAGUACUCUUAAAGAGUUUCGAAAAAUGUCUAUGGAAUAUUAUGAACUUAAUCCCAGUCACUAUGUUUCUGUUCCAUCACUAUCCUGGGAUGCAAUGCUUAAGAUGACAGGAGUUAGGAUCGAACUUUUUACAGAUUUGACCAUGCAUGAUUUUACCGAAAAAGCUAAGCGUGGUGGUAUAUCUAUGGCCU
Funneliformis geosporum is the source of this 385-nucleotide messenger RNA. The record is from the annotation of a GenBank genome assembly. NCBI's taxonomy places the organism in Eukaryota, Fungi, Glomeromycota, Glomeromycetes, Glomerales, Glomeraceae.